AUGAUUCAAGGGCCAACUGAAGCACAAAGAGAAGCAAUAAUUCCGCUAAGGUCCAUUCCAAUCUUCAUCGAGCUGGCGAGACCUCGAGUUACGAGCUGUCGAGAUAUCGAGCUACCGUACGUAAGAGGUAUCGUUCAGGACUUAGUCAAGGUCGUUCGGCGUAGUCCCGAGAAAUCCGGAGUUAGUUGCUCGGUGGAGAUCCCACUAAAUCCGGAGCACGUGCAGCAGGAGAUCCCGAAGAUCAUGGAAGCAGGCGAGAUACAAGCACUCGCAGGAGAACUAUAA
Molecule: messenger RNA, 285 nt
Organism: Microthlaspi erraticum
Lineage: Eukaryota; Viridiplantae; Streptophyta; Magnoliopsida; Brassicales; Brassicaceae
Source: the annotation of a GenBank genome assembly